Molecule: messenger RNA, 4114 nt
Organism: Brienomyrus brachyistius
Lineage: Eukaryota; Metazoa; Chordata; Actinopteri; Osteoglossiformes; Mormyridae
Product: endothelin-3
Exons: 4
Coding region: 271-807 (178 amino acids)
Biological process (GO): regulation of vasoconstriction; vein smooth muscle contraction; regulation of systemic arterial blood pressure by endothelin
Cellular component (GO): extracellular region
Molecular function (GO): hormone activity; endothelin B receptor binding
Source: RefSeq, a predicted model, not a curated record
UCCUGCCCUAAUCUACUUAAGGAAGAGAGCGGAAUGUCCAUCUCGUUUCAGCAGGGAGUGAGGAACGGGCUGCGUCUGCACCUAUGUUCAGUACCGUAUUGUAACAAUUCGUGCAGUAAUGAAAAAUGAACACGUGCGUCGUUCUGGGGAGAUAACACUUUGCAAGAAAAUCUAGGUUUAUGUGUCGACUUCAGUUGCAUUAUUAAAGACAAGAUUUUUUUUUUGCUUUGGUGAACUUUUGUAUUGGAUACUAACGAUACUAGUGUAUAUAUGCAUACUCCCCCUUUUCAAUCUCAAAUCAGUCGGCCUUUCGGGAACAGUGGUAUGGCUAAUGUAGCCCACAUGGAUCUAGGGUUUUUGCUUUUUGUUGGACUAACAACUGCUUUGGCAAAAGGUUCCGCGGCUCUUAACAAGGAAGCGAUCCGGGAAAACGGACUUGAAGCGCUGCAACUGGAUAUCCUGUCAACUCGCCCUACUGUGGAACUAAGCAUCCCCUCCAGGGCCAUUAAGAGCGCGGAUGCUGUUUGUCCGGACUGCGAAGCGUCAAAGCCGCGAAGGAGGCAGAGGCGCUGUACGUGUUACACUUACAAAGACAAGGAGUGCGUGUAUUACUGUCACCUGGACAUCAUCUGGAUCAACACGCCAGAGCGCACAGUGCCCUACGGCAUGUCCAACUACCGCAGCCCGCAACGCAUGCGCCGCUCCCCUGGAGGAUUGCCAACAGACCCGGGAGCUGCACGGUUUCCACGCUGUGCAUGCACCUCCCAGAGUGACCCGGAAUGCGGUCGAUUCUGCAUGGCACGUUGAGGAUCUUCAUAACGACAUGGACAAGAGCACCAAGAAAAUAUUGUCGAUCAUACUUCCUUCGCCUUUUCUGGAAUCUUCCUCAUCCAGUGUUCUGACUGACUAGUCCAUGGGUGGGGGAUUUUUUUAAAGGAUUCAGACUUGAAACCCCCCACAUGCUCCUUCGACUGGCUGAAAUGAGCCUCACAGAGGAUCAGAUGAACCUUAAACCAAGGUUGACCCUAAGUGGCAGACCGGCACAGAUGCUCAUUGUGGGAAGGUCAGGUUCUUCAUGCUGCUUGCUACCAAUGGAGGGCGGAAGAGUGUGGAAUGUGUGAGCAUCCAAGCCGCGCAGAACAGAUGUGACUGCACAUUUAUCUGAAGAUCAGCUGAAAAAAAAUCAGACUUUUUUAUGUAGAUACUAUAAGCCUCUUUCGUUAGAGUGGCUUCUAUCAUCCAUAACGGCAGGAUAAAGUAAUUGCAAACAACGGAAGGACAGCGAAACUGUUAAUUUUUUAUUUACUCUGCAGCAUCAUUAAAAACUCUAAACAUUAUUCUGUUCUGUGUGCCCACAGUAUCUAUAUUUACAAUUUUAUUCUUGUAUAUGUGUUCAUGACAUAGGCUACAUUAAAACAUAAUGUCAGACUUAUAUAGGUUAUAUAUAUCUAACUCUGAAGGGAAUUUCUUGUUUACAUUGAAGAAAACAAACAAUAGAUGUCACGCCUGGGUUGUUUUAACGUGAGAUGGAGUUUGGGAGGCAGGCAACAUAAAAUACUUUGUAUGGUUCCAACCAUGCUCAGAAAAACAUUGUGUGGCUGCAGCCAUCAACUCCCAACUCUGAAAUUCUGACGUGACCCCAGAAUUAUAUUUAAAAUAAAAAAUACAGGUAAAGUAAUUUACCUCUGUAAAAAUGAUGUGCAUGCUAAUUUUUUUAACUUGUUUUGUGAAGUAAUAUUUAUUGUUUUAUUACGUGGAAUACAUAAAUAUAUAAUAUUGUACAUUUGGUAGUUUGUGUUUACUGUGCCAAUAAAUUUUUUUUUUCUAACACUAUGUUUUAGAAGAAUACACUUAAAUAUUCUUCCAUCAUUCUAUACUUAUGCACCCAGCAAACAAUAACUACAGCAUAGCUAAUAUUACAGUUUAGAUUAAGAUCUGGCAAAAUACAAAGUAAGAUAUUAAAAAUUAUACAGUAACAUAAUACUAUAAAAAUACAGUAUUUCUAGUGCUAACAAAAGUACUUGUUUUCAAAGUAGAGAAUAAUGUAAUGUUUAUGAGCACGAUACUAGGUAAUUACCUCACUUUGGUGGUUACUUUUGGACAAGUGAUCCUGUUCUUCAGGAUGCUACUGCAAGAAAAUGCUAAGACUGAUAUUAUUGUUAUCAUCAUGGGUACUUUAUAAUUCUGUCAGAAUUAUUAGGUCACCCAUUAGUUCAGUACAUGCCAUUAGAUGGAUGGAUGGAUGGAUGGAUGGAUGGACAACGGGUGGGUGGAUGGAUGGAUGGGUGGAUGGAUGGACGGACGGACGGACGACGGGUGGAUGGAUAGAUUGAUGGGUGGGUGGAUGGAUGGAUGGAUUCCUUUUCAGAUAAUCCACAGACUUCCUGAUUUGAUUUUUGGAAAACUGUAAAUGGAUAUUUCUCCAUUUCCUCAAACACACUGGGACAUGUGGGGCUCACCUUACAGCUGUCUGCCAUACUAAAGGUCCACACAGGUAGUGACAGAAGCGGGGCUGUGACUUUCCUGCCUGUUAUUGCGUAACGCUGACAGCCCGCGGAUCUUAAGGAAAUUACAAACCUACAGCAUCACCCUAGUGCCCAUUUCUGGUCAAACAUCGACCUACAAUGUAGUGUAGCUCUUUCAGCUGUGCGUGACAACACAUUCUACCCAUUACCUCACAGUAUUAUUGUGCUUUUGAUAUACGUUUCAGCUCUAACAUUAUCUAUAUACAUCCUUUUAAUCACUUGUGACGACUUGUGUUUUUGUAUUGAUUUCAGCUACCUUGUUGCAUUAUAGCUACUGAAUGUCAGGUGUAGCACAGCUCGUCAUUCAGGUCCACAGGCAUGUCAUCAUGUCAUCCCUAUUUCCAUGCAAGGUUGUCUGAAUAUCAGCUCCAUUUACUUCCUGAAAACAGAAAUUGACUUUUGUGGCGUUUUUCAGAUUGUAAUUUAAAGGAAAAUGUUUAUUUGUUUUUUUCCUACUUGGGCACAGUAUUUUAUAAAGAAAUGUGAAUGUAAAAAUUAUUAUUAUUAUUAUUAUUCUUUUAUAUUAAAACAUAUUUAAAUGAAUAAAACACAAUCAGUAAUUAUACCUAUCAAACACUAAGAUUUAUUGUAUUGGUGGAUACAAUGUUCACACACACAUCCAUACUAAAACUACGUGUUACUAAUGUAUCAGUGCAGUCAAGUUGGAAAGCAUCAAAAUAUUAAUCAAUUUCAUUCUUCACUUAGAAUCAUAAUCCUUUGCUAUAAUUAUAUUUAAAACUGGACUUUUUUUAAAUCUGGCGUUGUUCCCAUGUCUUUCUGCAAGAGACUUUCCAAAAGUAAGUUGCAUUUCCCUAAAAACAGGACCUUUAUGUUGUUCAUUUUCUCCAUUUUACGGCAGUAGGUCCUGGUGCAGUCCAGGGUACAGUGUCUCAGUAUGCUAACCAGGACUGAUUCACAUGAAUGAAAUCCGCAUUGUUCAAGUAGCUGUUCAAAAUCUCACGAUCUUUCAUGCAAACAUACAACAAAAUGCAAAUAAUUCCUGGUUUUCUGUGUUUCACUCUGUACUUAUUUUUCAAAUCACUGAUAGUUAAUAAUUUAAGAGAAUUGGAGUUCAAAUGUUGCAUUAUAAUGCAUUCUGGUGCAUUUCUGCUUAACUGUGACUGUUUAGGGCAGUGGAAAAUGUGACAGGCAAAAUGUAUUGUACUUGGUAAUGUAAAAAAAUGACAUGUAACGUUUUUAAGAAUGUAAAUUUCUGAAUGAAUAGAUUCUUUCGGGAACUAUGGAUGCUGCUCUGGUGAAAGGUCUUCAGUGUAAAUGUUUAAAUGGGAAUGAAUGUGUUGAGCUGAUUCCUGCCCAAGGUCUUUGUUUUCUUUUUUUCACAGAUUUUCACAGAAGUACAUUUAAAAACAAAUAAUAUAUAAAGUUAAUGAGCCUGUCAGUCUGGUCCAGUGACAUAUUAAGCCAACUGAUUGUAAAAGUGCAUAAAAUAACCCCUUAAAUACGAAAUAUUAAUUGCCCCUCACCCAUCUGUGUUUUAUGUCAUACAUAGUAAUGUUCAAACGUUUCAUGUCUCCAGUUAUAUUGUAUAAAUGUAUAUAUAUACGAAUAAACUACGAAACAACCAUUCA